UCCGCCUCGCCGGGCUGUGGUGGCGGCGGUGCCUGCUCCGCUGUUGUGGUGAGCGGGAGCUUCCUGGCGACCCGGGCCCAGCACCUACCGCCUGCGGAGCGGUCCAGUCUCGCCGGUGGACCUUGCGGCCCGCUCUCCCUGUCACAGGCUGUCACCGGCAGUCUGGCUGCCUCCGCGCUGGGAGAACAUCGCCUCAGGGCCAUGUCCAGGCCCGACAGCGUCUCCCCGCGGCCGCCCGCUCCGGGCGGUGGCGGCGGCGGAGGCGGAGGCGGCGGCGGCGGCGGCCCCGCUGCCUGUGGGUCUGGGGGCGGCCGCCGGGCCAAGGGGCUGAAGGACAUUCGCAUCGACGAGGAGGUGAAGAUCGCCGUCAACAUCGCGCUGGAGCGCUUCCGCUACGGGGACCAGAGAGAAAUGGAAUUUCCUUCUUCUUUGACCAGUACUGAAAGAGCCUUUAUUCAUCGAUUGAGUCAGUCUCUUGGUUUGGUCUCCAAAAGUAAAGGAAAGGGAGCAAAUAGAUACCUAACUGUGAAGAAGAAAGAUGGAUCAGAAACAGCUCAUGCAAUGAUGACCUGUAAUUUGACUCAUAAUACAAAACAUGCUGUUAGGAGCCUAAUUCAGAGAUUUCCUGUCACCAAUAAAGAGCGUACUGAACUUCUGCCUAAAACAGAAAGAGGAAAUGUGUUUGCAGUUGAAGCUGAAAACCGAGAAAUGAGCAAGACAAGUGGACGACUCAAUAAUGGCAUACCUCAAAUUCCAGUGAAAAGAGGAGAAUCUGAAUUUGAUUCAUUCAGGCAGUCUUUGCCAGUGUUUGAAAAACAAGAAGAAAUUGUUAAAAUAAUUAAGGAAAAUAAAGUAGUUUUGAUUGUAGGAGAAACUGGGUCUGGAAAGACUACACAGAUUCCUCAGUUUCUUUUAGAUGAUUGCUUUAAAAAUGGUAUCCCCUGCCGUAUAUUUUGUACUCAGCCAAGACGAUUAGCAGCUAUUGCUGUGGCUGAAAGAGUUGCUGCAGAGAGAAGAGAAAGAAUUGGUCAAACAAUUGGAUAUCAGAUUCGAUUAGAAAGCAGGGUUUCUCCAAAGACACUUCUGACAUUUUGUACUAAUGGGGUGUUGCUUCGUACAUUGAUGGCAGGUGAUAGUACAUUGUCAACUGUGACACAUGUUAUUGUGGAUGAAGUGCAUGAAAGGGAUCGAUUUAGUGAUUUUUUACUUACAAAGUUAAGAGAUUUGUUGCAGAAGCACCCAACUUUGAAAUUAAUUCUUUCUAGUGCUGCUUUGGAUGUAAAUCUCUUUAUAAGAUACUUUGGAAGUUGUCCAGUGAUACAUAUACAAGGAAGACCAUUUGAAGUAAAGGAAAUGUUUCUGGAAGAUAUUUUAAGAAGUACUGGAUAUACAAACAAAGAAAUGUUAAAGUAUAAAAAAGAAAAACAACGAGAAGAAAAACAGCAAACCACGCUUACAGAAUGGUACUCAGCUCAAGAGAAUACUUUCAAGCCUGAAUCUCAGAGACAGAGAACUGUUCCAAAUGUGACUGAAGAGUAUGAUUUAUUGGAUGAUGGGGGUGAUGCUGUCUUUAGCCAGCUGUCAGAGAAAGAUGUGAAUUGUCUUGAGCCAUGGCUAAUAAAGGAAAUGGAUACUUGUCUUUCGGACAUAUGGCUGCAUAAAGAUGUUGAUGCCUUUGCUCAGGUCUUUCAUCUUAUUUUAACUGAAAAUGUUAGUGUUGAUUACAGACAUAGUGAAACCAGUGCAACAGCUCUGAUGGUUGCUGCAGGACGAGGCUUUGCAAGUCAAGUAGAGCAGUUAAUUAGUAUGGGAGCCAAUGUCCAUAGUAAAGCAUCAAAUGGCUGGAUGGCCUUAGAUUGGGCUAAACACUUUGGGCAGACUGAAAUUGUGGAUCUUCUAGAGUCUUACAGUGCUUCAUUGGAAUUUGGAAAUCUAGAUGAAAGUUCUCUGGUUCAAACAAAUGGAAAUGACCUCAGUGCAGAAGAUAGAGAGCUCCUAAAAGCUUAUCAUCAUAGUUUUGAUGAUGAAAAAGUAGAUUUGGAUUUGAUCAUGCAUCUUCUGUACAAUAUCUGCCAUAGCUGUGAUACUGGUGCAGUAUUAAUUUUUCUACCUGGAUAUGAUGAAAUCGUUGGUCUGAGAGAUCGCAUCCUGUUUGAUGACAAGCGGUUUGCUGACAAUGCACAUAGAUAUCAGGUCUUUAUGCUUCACUCAAAUAUGCAAACGUCUGAUCAAAAGAAAGUAUUAAAAACUCCACCUGCAGGUGUUCGUAAAAUAAUUCUUUCCACAAAUAUUGCUGAAACCAGCAUAACAGUCAAUGAUGUUGUCUUUGUUAUUGAUUCUGGAAAAGUAAAAGAGAAAUCCUUUGAUGCUUUGAAUUUUGUUACCAUGUUAAAAAUGGUCUGGAUUUCAAAAGCUAGUGCCAUACAACGAAAAGGCAGAGCGGGGCGAUGUAAACCUGGAAUUUGUUUCCGUCUGUUUAGCAGACUCCGAUUUCAAAACAUGUUGGAAUUUCAGACUCCGGAACUUUUGAGAAUGCCGUUACAGGAACUUUGUUUACAUACCAAACUGUUAGCUCCAAUUAAUUGUACCAUUGCUGAUUUCCUUAUGAAAGCUCCUGAGCCUCCACCAGCUUUAAUUGUAAGAAAUGCUGUACAGAUGCUUAAGACAAUAGAUGCAAUGGAUACAUGGGAAGAUCUCACUGAGCUUGGAUAUCAUUUGGCUGACUUGCCAGUAGAACCACAUCUUGGUAAAAUGGUGCUAUGUGCCGUUGUUUUAAAGUGUCUGGACCCCAUCCUUACGAUUGCCUGCACAUUAGCUUACCGAGACCCUUUUGUACUGCCUACUCAGGCCUCUCAAAAACGUGCUGCUAUGCUUUGUAGGAAACGUUUCACUGCAGGAACCUUCAGUGACCACAUGGCACUUCUCAGAGCAUUCCAGGCAUGGCAGAAAGCACGAAGUGAUGGGUGGGAGCGAGCCUUUUGUGAGAAGAAUUUCCUUUCACAAGCUACCAUGGAAAUAAUUAUAGGCAUGAGAACACAGUUGCUUGGUCAGCUUAGAGCAUCAGGUUUUGUUAGAGCUAGAGGAGGUGGUGACAUUCGAGAUGUUAAUACGAACUCUGAGAACUGGGCUGUUGUUAAAGCUGCGUUGGUGGCAGGCAUGUACCCUAAUUUAGUCCACGUGGACAGAGAGAAUGUAGUAUUGACAGGGCCCAAGGAGAAAAAAGUACGAUUUCAUCCUACUUCAGUUCUCAGUCAGCCUCAAUAUAAAAAGAUUCCUCCAGCCAAUGGUCAAGCUGCAGCAAUCCAGGCACUGCCCACUGACUGGCUUAUUUAUGAUGAGAUGACCAGAGCCUAUAGAAUAGCUAAUAUUAGAUGUUGUUCAACAGUGACACCUGUUACUGUUUUGGUAUUCUGUGGGCCAGCUAGGUUGGCAAGUAAUGCUCUUCAGGAACCUUCAUCCUUUAGAGAUGGCAUUCCCAAUGACAGUAGUGACAGUGAAAUGGAGGACAGAACUACUGCUAAUUUGGCGGCUUUGAAGCUUGAUGAGUGGCUCAAUUUUAAGCUAGAGCCAGAGGCAGCCAGUUUAUUGCUGCAACUCAGACAGAAGUGGCACAGCUUAUUUUUACGCCGAAUGAGAGCUCCAUCUAAACCUUGGUCUCAGGUUGAUGAAGCCACCAUAAGAGCAAUUAUAGCUGUUCUAAGCACUGAAGAACAGUCUGCAGGUUUGCAACAACCAUCUGGGAUUGGCCAAAGGCCACGGCCUAUGUCUUCAGAAGAACUUCCUUUGGCAUCAUCUUGGAAGGCAAAUAAUAGUAGGAAAAGUGCAGCAGAUUGUGAAUUUUCUGAUGAGACUACUACUACAGAAAGAGUACUGAUGAAAUCUCCAUCUGCAUCAUUACAUCCACCUCAGAAAUACAAAGAUAGAGGAAUUUUACAUCCUAAACGAAGCACAGAUGACCGAUCAGAUCAGUCUUCUGUAAAAUCUACAGAUAGCAGUAGUUACCCAAGCCCUUGUGCUAGUCCUUCUCCUCCAUCCUCAGGAAAGGGUUCAAAAUCUCCUUCACCAAGACCAAACAUGCCUGUUCGAUACUUCAUAAUGAAGAGUAGCAAUCUGAGAAACCUUGAAAUUUCUCAACAGAAGGGUAUCUGGUCUACUACCCCAAGUAAUGAGCGAAAGCUAAAUCGAGCCUUUUGGGAAAGCAGCAUGGUUUACUUGGUAUUUUCUGUUCAAGGAUCUGGACAUUUCCAGGGCUUUUCAAGGAUGUCUUCUGAGAUAGGAAGGGAGAAGAGCCAAGACUGGGGCUCAGCUGGACUAGGUGGAGUAUUUAAGGUGGAGUGGAUACGAAAAGAAAGUCUUCCCUUUCAGUUUGCACAUCAUUUACUUAAUCCUUGGAAUGACAACAAGAAAGUGCAGAUAAGCAGAGAUGGGCAGGAACUAGAACCUCAGGUUGGUGAACAGUUGCUCCAGUUAUGGGAACGCCUUCCAUUGGGAGAAAAGUCCACAACUGAUUGACACUCAGAACUCAGCUGUGGAAGAAAUCAUGCCUAUUAUAACUAUUGAAUGCACUGACUUCCAAAAAUUGAAAUAGGGUUUUAUAUCACUGAAUGGCCUUUUCUCAUUUAGAAUGUUGCUUCAGAGUCACCACCGUAUUUAUAUGUAAGAGAAAAGGAUCAUUUAAAUCUUUGUAGUGAUCAUAAGGGAUUCCUAUGUAAUGUUUGUUAAUAAUAUGUUCAUAAGGAAUAAAAUAGUAAUAGUUUAUUAUUUGACAUAACUGCAAUAUAUUUUAAACAAACUUAAUUUGAAGUUAAACGUUUCCUUAAAACCCUGAUUUACAACUUUUUUUUUUGCUACCCUGAAUUGAACUUAGAACCUUGUGCUUACCAGAUAGGUCCUUGAGCCGCUGAGCUAUAUCCCGGCUUACAACUUUUACAGCUGUAAUGCAGGAAAGGCCUGAAUGUAUCAAUACAUCUGAGCAGCAUUUUAGAAGAGUCAACUCUUUAAGAAAUACUAGCAAAUACAACCAUCAACCAAAUUCUAAAAAUAUCCCUUUUAAAAAUAGUGUGUUAAGUUCUAUUCAUUUUAUCGUUUUUAAUCUAAAAUACAUUAAAGAUAAAAGGAGAGAUGUUCUUUUGGUGUGAUUAUAAAAUGUAGUAGAAUCUGGAAAAAAAAAAAACAAAAAAAGGCAGAAUUUCUCCCUGCUUUUGAUCAGAUCAAGUGCUUAGUUUUAUUCCUGGUCCUGCCUUUUUCACUUGAUGUAUACCGUACCCUUUCUUUUUUUCCAUCCAUUUAGCAAACUUCACACAUCUCUUAUAUGAGCACAGUAAUUAUGCCCUUUUUAUUUUGGUUACAGAAACUUGAUUUAGAUAAAAGUUAAAAACAAAUUCGUACAAGUUUUAAAUAAUGCUCAGAAAAAGUUAUUGAUAGCUUGGUUGCUAUGUAUUCUUGAAACUAAACCACAAAAAGGCCACAGUUCCAAAUUUCUUUUUUUAUUUCUUUUACAUUGCUUUUUCUUUACUUAUGUUCUCAAAUACGAGUUCUCUUUUUUUACAUUUAUGAUUUAAUAAAUAGGGCAUAAUUUUUUCCUUGUUUCUUUUUUGUGCAAACCUGUACUAAUGUCAAGUUAUAUAUUACUUGGCCUUCUCAGGGUUAUUUGGCUUGAUACUGUUUAUGAAGUUUUCCUGGAGACUUUUUAAAGGGAAAAUAGAAGUACAGGAAAAGUGAAUGAAAUAUCUUCCUUACUGAGAUCUAAAUAUUGAACAGGUUUGAUAUAUUUGUAAUGAUAUAUUUGAGUCAUUAUUAUUAAAAGAACAUGAAUCCAAUUUAAAGACCAAAAAGAAAAUGCUUAAGUUCUGUGGUUCUCCAUUUGAGAAUAAAGAAGUGAAAAAUUAUGAGUCAACAUAAAAUCUUCAGAACCCUCUACUUUUUCUGAGUAAACAAUGUAUAUUGCUAUGUUAAUUUAGAAUGUCAGCUGUGAAUUUUGCCUGUAUUAGUAACUAGCUUUUUAAAAAUACUUUGAGAUAUACCUAUAAAUUCAGUUAAUGUGUGAAAUACCUAUAAAUUCAGUUAAUUAUGUGAAAUAUGUUCCAUUGUAUGUAUUAUAUUUUUUUCUUAUUAGAGUAACUUGUAUUUUCCUGAUAAUGUAUACUUUUUUUAGAAAAAGUGUACAUUUAGUAGUUUACAGUGUUCAAAAUUUGGAAGGACUUUUUAAAAUUAAACUUGUUUAAUUUUAAUCUGUUUUCUAAUAUUUAUCCCUGUAUAUAAAUGAUGGGUUUAUUGGUAAAAUGAAUACAAUUUGAAUGUAAUUAAAUGCUGUUUUUGGAAGAGAUGAACUUUAAAUAUACUUAUUAAAUGAAAUUCUAUUAAGUUA
Messenger RNA from Chinchilla lanigera (long-tailed chinchilla), 6367 nucleotides. RefSeq names its product YTH domain containing 2 (gene Ythdc2). NCBI's taxonomy places the organism in Eukaryota, Metazoa, Chordata, Mammalia, Rodentia, Chinchillidae. Bases 202 to 4512 code for a protein of 1436 amino acids. The record is from RefSeq and is a predicted model, not a curated record. The transcript is spliced from 30 exons. Gene Ontology annotation, cellular component: intracellular anatomical structure. Gene Ontology annotation, molecular function: ATP binding; protein binding; RNA binding.